AUGUUUCACUGGGGAAAGUGGAAGAAAAGGAUGGGGUCUGGGAGCUCGUCCAAAAGGCCAAUAUUCGAUGAAAAUGAAGAUGUGAACUUUGACCACUUCCAAAUACUUCGGGCGAUUGGAAAAGGAAGUUUUGGAAAGGUAUGCAUCGUCCAGAAGAGAGACUCAGAGAAGAUGUUUGCCAUGAAGUACAUGAACAAACAGCAGUGCAUAGAGCGAGAUGAGGUCCGAAACGUCUUUAGAGAGCUAGAGAUUCUACAGGAAAUUGAACAUGUUUUUGUAGUGAACCUCUGGUAUUCAUUUCAAGAUGAAGAAGAUAUGUUCAUGGUUGUGGACUUAUUGCUUGGGGGAGAUUUGCGCUACCAUCUGCAACAGAAUGUGCAGUUCAACGAGGAAGCAGUGAAGGUCUACCUCUGCGAGAUGGCACUAGCACUUGAUUAUCUGCAAAGUCAACAUAUCAUCCACAGAGAUAUCAAACCUGAUAACAUAUUACUAGAUGAACAAGGGCAUGCUCAUUUAACAGAUUUUAACAUUGCCACCAUAAUCAACGACGGAGAAAGGGCCACAGCCUUGGCUGGAACCAAGCCAUACAUGGCCCCAGAGAUCUUCCAGUCUUUCAUAAACGGGGGAACUGGCUAUGCUUUUGAAGUUGACUGGUGGUCACUAGGUGUCACAGCCUUUGAAGUCCUCAGUGGAUGGAGACCAUAUGAAAUCCACACCAGUGAUUCGGUGGAGUCGUUAAUGCAACUCUUCAGUACGGUUAGCGUGCAGUAUUGUCCGACGUGGUCGAAGGACCUGGUGUCAUUGCUGAGAAAGCUGCUGACGGUGAACCCAGAGCAUCGCUUUGCCAGCCUGGCCCUCAUACAGACCGCUCCAUACCUCUCAGAUGUUAACUGGGAUGCUGUGUACGACAAGAGUGUGAUUGCAGGCUUUGUUCCCAAUAAAGGUCGCCUGCAUUGUGAUCCAACGUUUGAACUUGAGGAGAUGAUUUUGGAGUCCCAGCCUCUGCACAAGAAAAAGAAACGUCUUGCGAAACACAGAUCACGGGACAAUAGCAAAGACUCACAAUCAGAGAAUGAAUAUCUUCAGGAGUGCCUUGAAGUUGUGCAGCAAGAAUUUAUGAUCUUCAAUCGGGAGAAGUUGAGGAAGAGACAAGAGGGUAUGUCAGAGUAUGGGGCAGAAGGUGAGACGGACCCUAAUGAGGAUCUUGAUGUAGCAGCCACAGAGAAUGAAGAUACAGAACAGGAGCCGGAGUCAGAGAGGUCCAAACUCAACCUGUGUGGAUCAGUCUGUUCCUCCACUGGAAGCUGCUAACCUUUUUGCACCGUUCACCACCUCAGCCUUUGCAUUUUGUUUUGCGUUUUCUAUGCCCAAGGCAACCUCACCUCAUCCUCUGAAGAGGAAAGAGCACACUAACAUAUCAUGUCAUUGCCCUCUCUCUCAGUAGCAUUUGCCAUGUUAUGACAACAGUAAGGUAGAAUUUCUAUGCAAAAUAGAUCGGUGUGUAUUCAUAACCAUAGAGUGCUAUGCAGGGUGCCACCAUCUAGGCAGCAUGAUGUAUUUAAGUUUUAGUGCAUCUUUAAGGUGUGGAUGGAAUCCAUGUAUCAAUAGUUGUGUUAUUAUAAGAUGCUUAACAGUUGUUUUAGCUUUGUUAGUUGUUUCAGCCUCAUGAUUUCUUCCAGGACUUUGCACGAGAUUUUAUCAGCGCUCUCAUCACUGUUUAUUGAAGUAUAAUUUACCACAGAAGUAUAGAAACAAACCUCAUCUAAUUUACAUGCAUGCCGUCUAUGUUCCUACUAAGUAAUUAAAGAGUUAAUUUUCCUUUCAGUCUUAUACAGUGUUUGUUUAAUAAGUACCUUGAGCUUCACCUUUUGAACAAUCAGUGUAGAUGGGGAAGACUUGUGCCUGCCUGUACCUGACAGUAUAAUUGUAGCGUUUAUGGUUAUGUACUUUAAUUGUGAGGAAUUAUUAAGAAUAGAUAACAUUUGCAUUAAACACCUCGAUCCUGCUCUUGCGUAGGUUUGGCUGUGUACAAAGACCAUAAGAUGCCAUACAUUAAGAGUUGAUUUUUCUCCCUUGUUGGUCAUUAUCUUGGAGUAUCAAGGCUUCACAUUUUGGUGAUAAUGGCAUAAUUCUUUAAUAUUCUAGGAAAGCAAUACCUUGUUUAUUAUACUACGGAUUUGCUAAGUCAUAGGAGGCUUUUGAUGAAUGUUUGAAAACUGAAAUAAAGCAAUGCAGGUGUUAUAACUUCUUUUUUAUGCUUCACUGAUUUUUCUGAUGGAAAGGGGCAUGGUGAAAUAAUGGCAUUGACAAACAGCACACUGUAGGCACAGAUGUGGAUGUUUACUCCAUCAUUGGGUUUGGCCUAUCUGACGGUAGGGACACAUGGGAGACGAAGCGAGCAAAGCGAAGAGAGGCGAAAUCCAACCGUCAUCAGGUCGUCGCGGCGAAUCAAAUGGAAUGGAACAGUUCUGUUGUUGAUUUGAUUGGGCCGUGGCAGGCGAAUUCGCUCCUCAUUUGCAUAACAUUAAACUUUCAUUAAACAUUAAUGUUAACAUAAACAUUAAAUUUCGCUUCGCUUCGCUCCUGUUUGCUUGCUUUCGCCUGCCUUCGCCUCUCUCAUAGGAAUGACCGGCAAAGUUCGCAAAUUUGCGUGUAUGUGUCCCUACCAUGACACCAUAGAUGCAUGAAAUGCAUCUUCUGUGAAGACACCACUAUUGAAUGGGAACAUCCCGGUGGACCUGAACCUUGAUGUGAUGUUGAGAGGUGUUAGAGCUGACAAGAAGGCCUCUUUCACAAGCCCUGGCACUUGAUAUGUUGACACGGUUUUCCCAGGGUUUCACCUCAUCCACCCAUCAAGUGCCUUGCUGUAUUGGGCCUUGAAUGGACCAUACACAGCCACAUCAAUUGGCUGUAAGCGAUGAGAGGUGUGGGGUGGAAGUGUAAGCAAUAUCAGCCCAUUCCUUCUGCCAUUUUCAGGCUGUCCAGGAUGAGAAGGCCAGCAUUGUUUGGACUGCACUUUGCGUGUGCGAUGAGAUGGUCCAGGAAAUCAGGCCAGAUAUCCUCAUUCAUCCAACCUGUCCGGCUGGAUGUGC
Molecule: messenger RNA, 3092 nt
Organism: Engraulis encrasicolus (European anchovy)
Lineage: Eukaryota; Metazoa; Chordata; Actinopteri; Clupeiformes; Engraulidae
Product: serine/threonine-protein kinase 32C-like
Exons: 12
Coding region: 1-1311 (436 amino acids)
Biological process (GO): protein phosphorylation
Molecular function (GO): ATP binding; protein kinase activity
Source: RefSeq, a predicted model, not a curated record